Molecule: messenger RNA, 3330 nt
Organism: Cotesia congregata
Lineage: Eukaryota; Metazoa; Arthropoda; Insecta; Hymenoptera; Braconidae
Source: the annotation of a GenBank genome assembly
AUGAUUCACACUAGGUUCGCAUGGGUAACACUCGUUACCAAUGAUUCGUAUUCCCUUGGAGCUCUUGUUCUAGCCCAUGCAUUGAAACGAGUCAGGACUAAACAUGAUCUCGCUGUUCUUAUCACUCCAGGUGUUACAGCUGCUAUGAGGGAAAAAUUGACGGCAGUUUUUUCAUUAGUUAAAGAAGUAAAUGUUCUUGAUUCUCAAGACGAAGCAAACUUGGCACUUCUAGCGAGACCGGAAUUGGGAAUAACAUUUACCAAGUUACACUGUUGGAGAUUGACACAAUACGAAAAAUGUGUCUUUGUUGAUGCUGAUACACUUGUGAUCCGUAACUGUGAUGAGCUUUUUGAACGCGAAGAAUUAUCAGCAGCUCCAGAUGUGGGCUGGCCUGAUUGUUUUAACUCCGGUGUUUUUGUGUUCAAACCUUCGCAACAAACAUUCGCAUCAUUAACAGCUUUUGCGACUUCAAAAGGUUCAUUUGAUGGCGGCGACCAGGGUCUGUUGAAUCUUUACUUCAGUGAUUGGGCACAUAAAGAUAUUUCUAAACACUUACCUUUUAUCUACAACAUGUGCUCUACUGCUUCUUAUUCUUAUCUGCCGGCAUACAAACAAUUUGGAUCAGAAAUAAGAAUAAUUCAUUUCAUCGGUAGCACCAAACCGUGGUUGCAAUAUUUUGACACUCAAACAUCACUAGUGCACCCAUCUUCGGAUUCUCAACAUCUCCAGUCCCUUCUUCAGCUCUGGUGGAACAUCUUUUGCGAAGAUGUACAUCCACAAUUGUCACCAGUCAUGAUCACCAGCACUUUGGCACGACGUGAGCACAAUUUAUAUGUUUCCAUUUCUCCACCAUCUAGAAAUACCAUAUCUUCAAGAUCAAUUCACCAUGAGUAUCACACACCGACAGACUCAACAUACGACAAAGUUGACAAAAUUUUUGACACGGGCUUUUAUGAAUUCAAAGAUCCCUGGGAUAGUUACAUAGAACCGACUGUUGCUAAUAAUAGUAAUUAUUCUCUUAAUCACCCUUCCGAUAUUAAUGUCAAUACUAAUUCAAAUGACUCUGUUUUUGUUUGUGAGCAAAAUCAUGAAGAAUUUGAUAAAGAAUCGACGGAAAUUCCGCUUAAAAAUAGAACAAAUUUUCCAGAUUCGAUGGAUAGGCUAUGCGACACUGUAGAAAUCUCGAAUAAUAAUAAUUAUAAUAAUAACAACAGUAAUAAUGAAAAUACUAGUAUUGAAAAUAAUUACACGAUUGACAUAAAAAAUUUUAAUUGUUAUCAAAUUAUCGAUGAAAUUUUACGUACUGACAAUUUUGAUAAAAAAACGGACUUAUCGAUAAUUAACGACAACGAACAAGUGCAAUUAGCGAUAAAUAAUUCAAAUAAUAGCUCACCGGAUCAAACAAAGUGUAAUAUAAAUUUUAAUCGUGAAGAUCAGUCAAAUUUUGUAGAUAAAACAGAAAAUUUAGUUUUCCUACCUACUGAAGAUAACAAAUUUAACGGUCACGAUCAUGCUUAUAAAAAUAGUGUGAACAGUAAACCCCUUCCUGAACCCUAUGCAGAAUGUAAAAAUAAUGAAAAUGAGUCUCAGAUACAUUGCACUGUUGAAGUAGAAUCUAAAUGUGCUGGCAUUGCUGGAGCGCUGGCUAAAAUAACUUUAGGUGAAGCUAGGAGCCCGGAACAAGUUGCGUUGGAAGAACAUAUGAGGAGACAAAGCUGGGAACAAGGACAAAUAGAUUACAUGGGACGAGACAGUUUUGAUAAUAUUUGGAAGAAAAUAUGCACAACACUUUCUAUUGUGCCUGAAACACAAGAAAGUACACCGAAAGAAACCAUUGUUGCUGAUGUAAAAGAAAAAGUUUCUAAACCUCCAAUUAGAAAAACUCCGUCGACGGAAGACGAACCGGCAAAAGAAGUUAGCCAAGAUGUAGCAGGGGAAUGUCAUCUAAAAAAGAGCCCAGAAGAAAGCAAAAAGUCAUCCGAAAAAAGUAUCCAAGAAAUAUCAUCUCCAGCUGUUGAAACAUCUCAAGCUCCAAAUAAAAACGAACCUAUUUUGAGCGUUACUUCGGGAGCUCCACAACUGUGCAUUAAAGAAUCCGGCGAGACCUCCCGACAACCAUCUAAACAAGAACAAGAAGAAAAACUGGCAAUUGCACUAGGAUUUACAACAACCCCAAAGGAUUCAAAAGAUAAGCCUGAAGUAAAACUGGACGUUUCACCAAAAAAGUCAUCUGUUAGAACAGUUGCUGAUAGCCCAGUUCCAAUCCAAGUAGCAGAGUCUGUUUUGGAGGCCGACAUAAAAGAGUCUGUUUCCGAAGACAUAAAACCCGUGACUGAAGAAGCUAUCUCCUCGAUUUCAGCCCCUAUCCAAGAAUCGAUAUCGACUGUCGUUGAAACACCCCUGGAACCACCCCCACCUGCCCAAUCACCUUCUGUAGAAGCUUCGCCGUUGAUGCAGCCCAAUGGAAACGGCCUGGAUAUUGGUUUGCACUUUAUAAAUGCGCCUCCAAGAGCAAUAACACCAGUUUCUGCACCAGAACCUACUCCCGUAAGAAGACAAGCAUCAAUCCCUGAAACUGAAAGUAAAAAACCAACUGGAACUUGUAGUAGAAGUUUAGUAGGAACUUCAAGCUCCGAAAAGACUGAAGCUAUUGAAUCAGAAAGCUGCCAACUUACCUCAAAAGUGUCUUUAGCUGAAAACGUUGUACCUGAACAAGUGCCUAAAACUACAGAAGAAGUUGCACCAGAACCUAAAGUAGAAGAAGCUGAAACAGUAAUUGAAACCAAACAUUCAGAAGAUCCACAAACUAGCGCCAUUGUGCCUGAAGAACCAGCGGCUAAAGAACAACAGAGACCUUUACCGAAAGAAUUGGUAAUUCCGGGUACUCCGACAAUUAUUGAAGCGACCCCACCGACAAGCCCACCUCUUGAUGUUGCGGGUUGUUUGCCGGAACCUGUUAAGCCAGAGAAGGAAAAACCGGAGAAGAAAGUCAUUAGGAAAAUUGUAAAGAAGAGUUCGGAAGAAAAGUCGGAGGAAAGCGAAGCGGGGGAGGCUAAGAAGAUUACUAAGAAAGUUGUCAAAAAAGUGGUAAAAAAGGUUAAAGAUGCAGACGAUACAGGUGAAAGCAGCACUGCGGGGGAAAAACCUAAAAAGGUUGUUAAGGUCAUUAAGAAGACUACAAAAGUUCAAAAUUUAGAUGCCGAAGCGUCGGUUCCUGAUACGCCACCACCGGCCAGUUCCCAAACUCCCGUACCACCCAAGCGAAAAAUUAAGCCUGCGACUGCUAAAUCCUCCAAAAAAACUGAGCAAGACCCGGCUGCUACUCCGUGA